Messenger RNA from Lasiodiplodia theobromae, 2367 nucleotides. RefSeq lists its product as uncharacterized. Lineage: Eukaryota; Fungi; Ascomycota; Dothideomycetes; Botryosphaeriales; Botryosphaeriaceae. Gene Ontology annotation, cellular component: cytoplasm; nucleus. Gene Ontology annotation, molecular function: GTPase regulator activity. Bases 1 to 2367 code for a protein of 788 amino acids. The record is from RefSeq and is a predicted model, not a curated record. The transcript is spliced from 4 exons.
AUGGAUAUUCUGCUGUCCAAGGUUACGCAGCAGGCGAUGAACUAUGCCAUCAGAUCUGGCAUAGUCAUCACCAGCAGCUAUGCUAUGAAGCAGUGCUCCCGCCUCAUCAAGUCAGUGGAUAAUAGCACCGAGAAGCAGGAGCUGGCAGAUCUGCAGCUACGCUUGGAGAGCAAGAUCAGGAUCAUCUCGCCGGCUAUUGAUAUGAUAGAGCUUAUCUCCGCCCGCGGCAACACCUCACUUGAAUCUGCUGUCAUCCUAACCAAAUCCCUCCGUUGGGACAUUCAGUCUCUCGGGGUCCGCCUAGCUAAAGCAGCCGGUGAGGAAGAACUUCAGCGCAGAGGGAGUUCCCGUGCCAAGCCGAAAGCCGACAAUGAGCUAGAGGUGAAGUUCAUCAUUUCCGACAUCAAAAAGCUGCUCGCCCGCAUCGAAGAUGCAGUGCCUCUCAUCAACCUGGCCAUCACUACCUCCGGUGCCAACCUAUCCAGUUCGCUGCCUUCUACAGUUUCUCCUUCCAGGUUACUGCAGGCAAGCACUUUCCUAACUGCAGGAGACACCCAGUAUUCCAUGAACCCCACCGGCGCGCAACAAAUUGGCCCGGCUUUCACCCUUUCUAUGUACAUGCUAUUUGCUGGUCACAUACGUCCUCAAGACGAAGAAGGAAUCAGGGACACGACGUGGAAGGAGGUCAUCCACAAGGCACGUGUGAAGCUCAUGAGGGUUCCACUCGACAGCAUCCAGGACUUCACUCCCUCGAACAGUUCCCACGCCCAUAGGAGCAUACCGGCCGCCGAAGGUAAAGCCUAUGAGUUUGCCUACCAGCUUCUCAUCAUUGAAGACCUGGACGAUGAUCGCGUCCACACGUUCGAGGAGGGUGAGCUGCAGCCGGGGCCAUUCGAAGACGUCGCCAGAGCAGGCAUCCGCGAGAUCAUCCCCAUCCACCAGGUUUCGAAGAUUUUCUACGCCGACACCGGAAAGAUCCUCAACAUCGGAACAGACGGCGAGACCAACAACCCAAUAUUGCUCCUGAAGCGUGAUGUCAACGCAAUACCGCCGCGCCGCAUGAUGGAGCGACAGGCCGCGGAGCAUUGGUACGACGACUAUGAAGAGGAAGAAUCACAGGACGUGAGGGAAGAAUCAGCACCUGCCGCACCCACAGAGGACGAUCAGUCGGAAGUCGAUGCGCAGCUGUUUCGCGAGUCCUCUCGAGCCCCGGAACCAGAGCCGCAACACGGCACUGAGCACUACGACGACGAGACGACGCAACCAUGGCGGCUUCCUCUCAACCUCGACCCUGAGUGGGUCGCCUUCGAGGUUUACGUCGAGGAAUCCGACUCCGAGGAUGAAGACGACACGACCGAACCGACACAACCUCCUUCAUCAACCUCCCCACCCGGCGCUACUCCGUCCUCGCGCUCCGCCUCCCUCGACCCCCGCCUGACGACCGGCCUCACGAACCUCAACCUUCGCACGCCCUCGCCGGCCCCUUACCACUCCUCACCACCAGUCCCGGGAACCGCGUUACAAACCCGCCCAACAUAUUACUCCCCGGCCCCGACCUUCUCCCCACCACCUGCACCCACCUCCCUCCCAGCCAUCCGCACCUCCCUCUCUCUCCUCGAAAUGCUGGUCCGCCUCACCGCGCUCCAGCAAUUCCAACAAUCCUCGCACCUCGCCAUCCCAGACGAACUCCUCACCUUCUUCCUGUCCGAGUCCGCCUCAACCGUCGGCGCCGGCAGCGACGCAGACCUACGCCGACGCGUACGCCGCGACGCCGUGAGGCGCGUCGGCUUCGACCCGUACGACGAGAGCCCAAUCAAGCGGCGAGGCGAGGAGUAUCUGGAGCGGGAGAUGCACGCUGGCGGGAGCCAGUACGACGGGGAGGAGAGAGAAGGAACUCCGUACGCGCUGCAGGAGGGCGGCGAAGGGGACGACCGGUACUACGACGACAGCGGCGCGGAACAGUACCAACAGCAGCAGCAGCGCUAUUACCGCGAGGACUCGUCGCCGACCGUCCGGCACCUCGACGCCAGCAGGCAUCCGCAGCCGCACUUGCACCACCCCCACCGCCGCGUCGAGGCAGGCGCGCGGGCGGCGUUCGCAAACAGCACCGGCUCCGGCAGCGGCAGCGGUGGCAACAGCAGCAGCAGUCCCCUCCGCGACCGUCAGUACUACGCCAGCUCUUCCCCGCUGCUGCCGACGCAUCGGGACGUGCCCAUUCCGAGCCGCGAGACGAGCGCGCAGCCCAGCCCGUUGCUAAGGAAGGCGACGGAUCGGGGCGGUAGUGGUGGUGGUAAUGGCGGUGGAAGGUUGAGCGUUGGGGAGAGGAGGAGGCAGAAUCGGCAAGAGACGCCGCGGGAGGAGAGGUAG